Molecule: messenger RNA, 2434 nt
Organism: Somion occarium
Lineage: Eukaryota; Fungi; Basidiomycota; Agaricomycetes; Polyporales; Cerrenaceae
Source: the annotation of a GenBank genome assembly
GACCGGAACAUCUAGCAGAGGUCACUGCGCAUAGCAUGGUAAGAUGGGCCGAGUCCUGAAACUCCUUCGUAUCUCGAUCGAUCCAAGAAUAGACCUACCAUGGCGACGCCGCGGAGGAAAUGCACCACUCUGGAACGCUGGUAUGGUACAGACGCGUACUUUGGAUGUUAUUCAAUCUUGCAUAACUUGAACUUUGUCUUUUGUCUUUUGCUUCUAGACUAUAUACCAUGCCAUCAAUCCCGAUCUUACAUUUUAACGAUGUUUACCGCGUGCAACCUUUCAAGUUCAAUCCGACAUCUUCAGAAACAAUCGAUGUCACACAGUUCGCAGCCAUGCUAGACGAUAUCCGGGACAAAUGGGCUGAUAGAGACGACGGGAAGAAAGAUGGUCUGGUGCUGUUUUCGGGUGAUGUGUUUGCACCCUCAGUGGAGAGUUCAGUAACAAGAGGGAGUCAUAUGGUUCCCGUUAUGAACGCUCUAGCACCAGAUGUUUCCAUGACAGGCAAUCAUGAUUUCGAUUUCGGUUUUCCGCAUCUUUCAAAGCUAAUCCAGGAUACAACAUUCCCAUGGCUUCUAAGCAAUAUCAUAGAUACUACGAGGAAUACCGUUCCCGAGCAGCUGCACGAGUUUCAAGUAUUAGAGCGCGCAGGUGUUCGCAUUGGAGUCAUUGCUUUGGUUGAGAAAGAGUGGAUCGGAACAGUUUCUUCAUGGCCUCCAAGCUUUGAAUAUCGAGACGUCACUGAAGUCGGCCUAGACCUUUCCAAACGGCUACGCGAUCCUGAAGGCGAAUAUAGAUGCGAUAUUAUCAUCGCUCUCACACAUGCUCGGAUACCAAAUGACAUUCAGUUUGCGAAAUCCCUGGCGGCCCACUCACCGGCCGUUCAAGAUUCUCAGUCCACAGCGUCCACACAUGGGGUUGACAUUGUCCUAGGUGGUCAUGAUCACCUUUACUACAUCUCUAAAGGUGUCACAUCAUGGGACGGAUACGACGUCAACGAGAAAGUCCUUGGUGCCGAACAAGAUGAAGGAGACAUCCUAAUCGUCAAGAGUGGAACGGACUUCCGAGAUUUGAGCGAGUUUGUGCUGGAGUUAGAGGACACGCCAGAGGGUAGCGUGAGGAGGAAACUGAUCAAGGGUAUUCGAGGUAUACACCAUACGACAAAACCAGGUUCCAAAUCAAAUGAACAGCUGGCAAAGCUCAUUGAGAAGCUCCUCGGUUCUGUUUCAUCUGCCCUUAAAGCGCCAGUAUGUAAAUCAACUGUCGAAUUGGAUUGCAGGUCCGCUGUUGUGCGUAUCCAAGAGUCUGCAGCAGGCAACUGGUUUGCCGAUGUCCUACGACACGCGUACGAUGACAUGCUUUGUCUACAAGGCUGCGGAGGCUCCGAUGGCGUCUUCAUUUGCGGUGGUACACUACGAGGAGACUCGGUAUAUGGUCCAGGAUUCAUCACUCUGGGUGAUAUCCUUGAGAUUUUGCCUUUCGAGGACCCUAUCGUAGUGCUCGAGUUGGACGGGACCGCCAUAUGGGAUGCACUCGAAGCAUCUCUCGCAACAUGGCCAGCUCAGGAAGGGCGAUUCCCGGUCAUUUCAGGCUUCCGCAUAGUCUGGGACUCUCGUCGUCCUCCCGGCCAACGCGUCCUUGGAGUCUGGCUCACCAAAGAACCGUCAGGUAGCACCAAUAACACACCCGUACACAGCGGUACCACCACACCCUCCGCUUCCUCUGCAGCUAACCUCCUUCAAACUAUAAACAACCGUCCAGACUCGGCACCAUUGCUGCAAGAUCUCGAAGCGAUCAAGAGAGAGAAGGGCGGGAAGAAGUAUGCAAUUGUAACGAGGCAGUAUAUGGCCGAGGGGCAUGAUGGUUUCACUCCCUUGAAAGGCAGCAAGUAUCUCGUGGAUGAUGAGAGCGGGCAGAUGAUGAGUACCAUUGUGCGGAAGUACCUCCUGGGAUGUCGAUUCGUAAACCACAUGUCCCGUCUAGCAAAAUCCAGUGACGACCUUCUCCACUUCGAAACCGCACAACUCAUUAAUCGCGAAAAAGCUCGGCAAGCACGUUACGAAAAGUCUCAAUCUCAAGCCAACCAAGACAUUGCGAAUAAGUGGCGUCGUCUCGCGAGCGCAGCUUUACGGUGGUCUCGAGGUCAUUAUAGGGACAACAUCAGCAUCACAGAGAGGGAGCAUAUGAGUGAAGUUGACUGCUUGGACGGGCGGGCGUUGCGGAGUGGAGUUGGUGCCAAGGGCAAAAGAAGGGACGAGAAGGAAAAGGAGAUUGUUGAAGAAGAGCUAGAGGUGGACUUGAUUGAGAUUCAUCCUAUUGCGGAUGGGAGGUUGAGAGACGAAGGCAGACACCACUCAGCAUUCUUGGAUAUCUUGGAAACCCGCAUGUUUUAGAUUGUAGAUUGUCAGUACUAGAAGAAAGAAAUGACGUAGUACAC